GAAAAAUAACUAAACGGUUUGUCGUUUACAAUUUUUUGUAUUCUCUAUAUGGGGAGCGACACGCAGUUUUAUAUAUUUUCAGAUAAAUUGAUACUCUCAAUCUAGGGCACUUUCUCUCUUUGCUUUACAAAUCUUCAUUCCCUGAAGGUUGUUAGAAAAUAGUUGUUGUUGCUGUUUGCUGACUGACUCAGUGAAAUCUAAAAGAGUAGAGUUGGUUGAGAAAACCCAAUUAAGAUAUGUCUGGAAGCAGGAAAGAAACCGUUUUGGACCUGGCAAAGUUUGUGGACAAAGGUGUCCAAGUCAAGCUCACUGGUGGUAGACAAGUGACGGGGACUCUAAAAGGAUAUGAUCAGUUGCUAAACCUUGUUUUGGAUGAAGCGGUAGAGUUUUUGAGAGAUCCUGAUGAUCCACUGAAGACUACUGAUCAGACCAGGCGCCUGGGCCUAAUAGUUUGCAGGGGAACCGCUGUAAUGCUUGUGUCCCCAACAGACGGCACAGAUGAGAUUGCCAACCCUUUUAUCCAGCCAGAUGGGGCCUAAAGACACAUUAUCUUCCUCAAUCUGUAGGCCUAACUUGCUCUACAAGUUGGACUAGUAGACAUCAAGAAAUUAUGUUUGACAAACAACUUGCAACUAUGGAAUUUGUGGGUUCAAUUUUUAGUGAAUUACCAAAAAAAAAAAAAAAAAGAGUAAA
Quercus robur (English oak) is the source of this 693-nucleotide messenger RNA. RefSeq names its product sm-like protein LSM7. The transcript is spliced from 6 exons. The record is from RefSeq and is a predicted model, not a curated record. Gene Ontology annotation, molecular function: RNA binding. Lineage: Eukaryota; Viridiplantae; Streptophyta; Magnoliopsida; Fagales; Fagaceae. Gene Ontology annotation, cellular component: U6 snRNP; U12-type spliceosomal complex; catalytic step 2 spliceosome. Bases 237 to 539 code for a protein of 100 amino acids. Gene Ontology annotation, biological process: nuclear-transcribed mRNA catabolic process; mRNA splicing, via spliceosome.